This is a messenger RNA of Rotaria socialis, 3150 nucleotides long. The record is from the annotation of a GenBank genome assembly. NCBI's taxonomy places the organism in Eukaryota, Metazoa, Rotifera, Eurotatoria, Philodinida, Philodinidae.
AUGUUUGGGAGUAAAGGUGAUAUUAUUCGAGAUCUUACGCGAAGAGCCGGGUUUGAUGAUAUGGUUUUCAUGUCGAAAAAUACCGACUCUGAAAUAAGCCAUAAUCUCAAGAUUCGUUUCGAUGUUAAUUAUAUCUAUACAUACAUUGGCCCUGUUCUAAUUGCUGUUAAUCCUUACAAAAAUGUCGAAUAUUGCCGUGAAAGUCAUAUGGAAAAAUAUCGAGGAGCCACCCAAAUGGAUAAUGCUCCACAUAUAUUUGCUAUAGCCGAAGAUAUGUUCAGUAAUAUGUUAAUUGAUUCUGAAAAGCAGUGUGUUAUUAUCAGUGGUGAGUCGGGUGCUGGAAAAACAGUUAGUGCAAAAUUUAUUAUGUCUUAUAUUGCUGAAGUGUCAGGCGGUGGUCCAAAUGUACAACGUAUAAAGGAUGUUAUUUUACAGUCAAAUCCAUUAUUAGAGGCAUUUGGUAAUGCAAAAACAAUUCGUAAUGAUAAUUCAAGUCGCUUUGGUAAAUAUAUUGAAAUAAGAUUUUCACGUGGUGGUGAACCAAUAGGUGGAGUGAUUUCAAAUUUUCUUCUUGAAAAAUCACGGGUGGUUAGUCAAGCUGAGAAUGAACGUAACUUUCAUAUUUUUUAUCAAUUACUAUCAAACAGAGAAUUUUGUCAACAAUAUUCAUUAUCCUAUGAACUUCGUUUUCAAUAUAUUAAUCAUGCAGACUCGAUGAGAGUUCCGAAAAUUGAUGAUGCAAAAGAGAUGCAGGAUACACUACACGCAAUGAAUGUCAUGGGCUUAUCGCAAGAGCUACAACAGAGUAUAUUUAGUUUACUUGCUGGUAUACUGCAUCUAGGCAAUGCUCAAUUUGGUGAUAAGAAUCAUUAUGCUACUGUUCUAUCAGAACGAGAUCUUCAAGCGCCUUGUGCUUAUUUUGGUAUUCAAACAGAACAUUUAAAAAAGAAAUUAAUAUCAAAAAAACUCGAAUUUAAAAAGGAAGAAGGUCCAGAAGUAAUCGAUCAAACAUUUACCGUUGAUAAAGCCAUAUUUACGCGUGAUGCACUAGCUAAAUCAACUUAUUCUCGAAUAUUCGAUCAUCUUAUUAAAGUAGUUAACGGUAUAUUUCAAACAAGUACUACAUCAGAUUUAACUAUCGGUAUUCUCGAUAUAUAUGGUUUUGAAAUAUUUGAGCGAAAUAGCUUUGAACAAUUUUGUAUUAAUUUUGUCAAUGAAAAACUUCAACAAAUUUUUAUCGAAUUAACAUUAAAAAAAGAGCAGGAAGAAUACAAGCGUGAAAAUAUUCAAUGGAUACCAGUUACAUUUUUUAAUAAUAUUGUUGUUUGUGAUUUAUUUGAAGCGAAACAACCACCAGGAAUGUUUCUAAUACUUGACGAUGUAUGUCUUGCCAUAAAUGCAGUGGCAGAAAAAGCUGACAAAAGUUAUAUAAAUAAAUUAAGUAGUUUAACAAAUCAAUAUUUGCUUGUUUCACCGCCAACAUUCACUGUUCGACAUUAUGCCGGCGAUGUUACUUAUCAUUCAGAUCAGUUCUGUGAGAAGAAUCGAGAUAUUUUAAAUGUUGAUUUGAUUGAAAUGAUGCAAUCGAGUACAAUACCAUUCGUUAGAUCACUUUUUCCGGAACAAACUGCAACAAUGAAAGCUCGACCGACGACAGGUGGCACUAAAAUUCGUACUCAAGCCAAUGAACUUGUAGAAAAAUUGAUGUGUUGUCAACCGCAUUACGUUCGGUGUAUUAAACCCAAUUCAAAUCAAGCACCUGCCGAAUGGAAUUCAUCAAAUGUUAUUGAGCAAGUUAAAUAUUUGGGACUUGUAGCUAAUAUUGAAAUUCGAAAAGCUGGCUUCGUUUAUCGACGUGAAUUCGCAAAGUUUUUAAGCCGUUAUGCCAUUUUAACAUCUCAAACAUGGCCUAAAUGGAAUGGAAAAGUAACCGAUGGUAUUAUGCAUAUUGUUGAUGCUAUGCAUCUGGAUCGUCGGGAAGUACAAUUUGGUAAUACGAAAGUAUUUAUAAAAUCACCGGAAAGUUUGCAUAUACUUGAAGACAUGCGUUUACGAAAAUUUGACAACUAUGCACGUGUUAUUCAAAAAGCAAUGAAACGUUAUUGUGCAGUUCGAGUCUAUCAAAAGCAACGAGAACAAGCUACUGAUGUAUUAUACGGACGGAAAGAACGCAAUGCUCGUUCACUUGACCGUGAUUAUGUUGGAGAUUACUGUAAUCUUCAUCAGCGACCUGAUUUACAACGAUUAGUUAAUCGUAGUGAGAAGACUGAUUUCAGUUCGUAUCUAUACAAAUAUGAUCGACGUUUUCGUCGACAAGGACGAUAUUUUAUUAGUACAAAUCAAGCCUUGUAUAUUAUUGACGAACAAUGUAUUAAAGCUGGUAGUAGUGGAAAACCGAAUAAUUCAAAUGCACAAAAAACUAAAGCACAGGAAGGUUAUACAUUAGAAUAUAUCGUUAAACGACGCAUUCCAUUAGAAAAUAUAACUGAGAUCAAAUUGAGUGAAUAUCGUGAUAAUUUCUUUUUAAUUUGUGUGAAUAAUGAUUAUGCAACAUUAUUGGAACUAUCGAGUAAAACAGAAGUUCUUUCCGUUAUUUCCAAGAAUUAUUUAAAGAAAAUGGGUCGUGCAUUACCGAUUACAUUUGGACAAGGAUUUGAUUAUGGAGUUAAAAAACAAAGUUGGAUUGGUGGUGGUUCACGUAGCGUUAAAUUUGCUCAUGGGCCUUCGGCAACUUCAACGAAUCAAAUCGACCCCAGUAAACUACGAAAAGGUGUCGAUAUGCCACGUGAUUAUGAUGUAAAAGCUAAUCGCACUACAAUGACUGUAACAAUUUCAAGUGGUUUAUCAAAACAAUCAAGACCGAAUCAAGUCAACGCAGAAAAACCACGCGGACUACAACUUAAAGUUCAAAACUCAACUUCUACUCGAAAGGUGUCAAAUAAACCUCCACCACCAAUUGGACCAAAACCGAAAAAACAAAAGAAAAUUCGAGCUCUGUACGAUUUUCAAGCGCGAUCAGCCGACGAACUUACAUUUUCUGCCGAAAAUGAACUACUAUUAAUUGACAAUAGCGAUGAGACCUGGUGGAAAGCUGAACUCAAUGGAAAAACUGGAGUUGUACCUUCAAAUUAUGUCGAACUGAUUGUCUGA